Messenger RNA from Diaporthe batatas, 723 nucleotides. RefSeq lists its product as uncharacterized. The coding region runs from base 1 to 723 and encodes 240 amino acids. The record is from RefSeq and is a predicted model, not a curated record. Lineage: Eukaryota; Fungi; Ascomycota; Sordariomycetes; Diaporthales; Diaporthaceae. The transcript is spliced from 4 exons.
AUGGCCAUUAUCGAAGAUCUCGGCCUGGAGGUCAAGAUCGUCGUCAAUGACUCCCCCUUGCAGGAAUACGAGGACAAGGAGCAGGAGCCCACGAAUGAUGGCUUCGGCGACGAAAUCCGCAAGUACCGAAGCUAUGUGGAGGUGAUGGACAAUGCGGAAUUCGCUGUGCUGUUGCGUGCCACCUCAAACAAUGAGUAUCUCAGCGCCACGAAGGCGGGAUUCAUGUUCGCUAUUGACUUGGAUGGACAAAACAGAAUUGAGAACCUCUGGUUGCACUCAGAGCAUCUCACGUCACUGGUCAAAGGCAAAUAUGAGAACGAUGGCCAAGAGACGACGCUCCGCAGGUUCCGGUUCACAGCCGUGUCCCCUGUCCCGUGUGACGCUCUUAUCAGGGAGAUCGGCUUCCGGUAUGUGGACCCUGUCAAGGUUCCGCUCGCCAUCUUCUACUUCAAGUACCGGUCCAGAGCUAUUCUUCAGCAAGAGCUGGUCAUUCCCGGAGAGCCCUCUCCAGUCGACGUUGACAUCGACAGCCUGUCCCUUAGAGAGAUCCGCCGACUGGCAAAAGAAGGAAAUAGUGCCUCCUCGGAAGUCGCCAACAAACGUGACUCCUCACGAGGAGCUGUCAAACGGGAGCCUGGCGAGGACCAAAUAGCCCCGCGACCAAGGAAGAUCGUGAAGAUGAGCAACGGAAGGGAGGCUGUUGAUCUCACGGAAGAUGACUGA